Messenger RNA from Nezara viridula (southern green stink bug), 2655 nucleotides. NCBI's taxonomy places the organism in Eukaryota, Metazoa, Arthropoda, Insecta, Hemiptera, Pentatomidae. The record is from the annotation of a GenBank genome assembly.
AUUGUGGUAAUCACAGAGGCCAAGUGCAAAUAAGAUUAUGGCCAAUAUCUUGCUAAAUCGGAUAUCUCCGUAGUACGAAAAUAUAAUAGGCGAACAUUAUACAGAAUUUAGAAAAGCUAGAAAUUACAGGUACACCACUUUCUUCAUCCUAAAACAGAGGCUCGAAAAACCAUUAGGAAAUAUAUCAGGAUAUGCAUACUUUUUUGUCAUUUUCAAAGCAGUCUGUCCCCACGUGGGGAGAAACUAUCUUUGAAAAAGUAUGACAGCUGAGAAUUUCCAGAAAAUUAGUGAAAUUGAUAAAGGUGUGUACAAAUGAUCCUAAAUAAUUCGGACACAAAAAAAGUAUCGGAAGCUUUCAAAGUUUGAACUGCUAAACGGUAGAGAGUUGGACUCUUGCCUAUGAUAAUGAAAACAUCACGUGAAAAUGAAAUUAAUCAUAAAAUUCUAAGAUAUGCAGAUAAUGUAUCUGUCCUUAGAAGCAAUGAAGAGGACAUUGAGUAAAUCUUUAAAACUAUAAUAAAAAAGCAGACCAUAUCGAUUUACAAAUAAAUAAAGAUUAAUCGAAAUAUUUAGUCUAAGUCGGAAAAUCCACAAUAGGUUCUGUGUAGAAGGAAACGCGUUCCUGAGAUUUGGCAGAUUCAAAUACCUCAACUCCACAAUAAUCUCAAUAUGCCAGAAAAAUGAGAAAUACGCCAGCGUAAAAAAAGCAACCAGAGCUUUAUUCUCUCUUCCAAAGGAAUUGAAAUUCAAAAAAAAUCUUUAGAAAUCUGAAAUUAAGGGUGUAAAAUAUUAUGAUAAAGCCAGUUUUGAUGCGAGACACGAACACUAACAAGCACACUAGAAAAACAUAAUGAAAGAUUUGAGAGGAAACUCUCCAGAGCGACCUGAAUGCAAAUAAAUGGAGGAGAAGUACCAAUAAAGAAAUGCUUCAGAGACUGGUAAUCAAUAUCUCGUGAAAAGAAGGAAGAAGAUUAAGAUGGGUGGGAUAUGUAGCAGGAAACAAUCCAUCAGAAAGACUCUACAUAACAAUGAAUCCAUCAAUAGUCUGCAAGAGGGCAUAGGAAGCCAAAAACCAAAUUUAAUAGAAUCAAUAAAGAUGUUACAGAACUAAAUGCAGAGAACUGUAAAGCAAAGGCCCAAGACUGGCUGAAGUGAAGAAAUUCAGGUGGUAGCAUCCAUUCAAAUUGCUGAAGCAAGGUGCUAGUGUUCCAGUAUUUUGCACUUUUCAUGGAUGCAAUGUCAUUGUAAAAUUGUGAAACCUUCCAUUAGUUUCUGGAAAGCAUUAAAGUGAAAUGCCUGGCUAUGAAAGAGAUGAUUCCAAAAGUUUAUCCAAUUUGGAAUAUGCUCUUGCUGGUGGAGCUUCUGGAGGGGUGACGCGUUUUUUUUGCCAGCCAUUUGAUGUCUUAAAAAUCAGGUUUCAGCUCCAAGUUGAACCCAUCAGUAAGAAUUCAUUAUCUUCAAAAUAUAAUGCUGUUUACCAGGCUUUGAAAACAAUUUUAAUUGAAGAAGGCAUUUUUGGUCUUUGGAAAGGGCACAAUGCUGGGCAGCUAUUAUCAAUAACAUAUGGUCUCGUUCAGUUUCAAACUUUUGAAUUCUUUACAAAAACUUCUUCUACUGUAUUAAAUCUAGAUCCUACAGCCUCAGAUGUGCAUUUUCUCUGUGGAUCUUUAUCUGGAGUGGCAGCGACAAUGGCAUCUUUUCCAUUUGAUGUUGCUAAAACCCGAUUUAUUGCACAAGGCAAUGAUAGAUUAUACAAUUCCAUGUUCCAUGCAUUUAAAACCAUGCUGAAAGAUGAAGGUGUAGUUUCUUUGUUCAGAGGGCUGACUCCAGGAAUACUCCUUGUCGCACCGCAGACAGGUGCUAUGUUCACAGUUCAUAACAUGUUAAAGAAAUUGUUCAGAGAUGCUAAUUUGAUGCCUAACAAUGUGCCAACAUUAGGACAAAAUUUAUUUAUUGGCUCAAUGGCUGGAUUGAUAUCCAAAACUUUAGUGUAUCCAAUGGAUUUAUCUAGGAAACGCCUACAACUGCAAGGUUUUCGAGGUAGAAAAGGUUUUGGAGAAAAUUUCAACUGUCGAGGAAUGAUGAACUGUAUAUUACGCACUAUAAAACAUGAAGGAGUCAGAGGACUUUACAAAGGGCUUGCACCAAGUAUUAUAAAAGCUGGUGUAACAACUGCCUUCCAUUUUACAGGAUAUGAUAUGUUUUGUCGAUUAUUUUUGGCUUCUCACAAAAAUAAGUGAUCAAAUAAAGCUUUUUAUUUAUUUAUUUGUUCCUCAAUUAAGCCUUUUAAACUGUGCCUUGACCAUUGUUAAAAACACACAGUAGUGGUAUAUACAUUUUAUUUUAAAUUAUAAUAAUUAGAGCAAAAACUAAUCGUGACAAAUCAUUAGAAAUUUUAAAAAUAUCAAACAUCAUAAGAAAAUAACUAUAAUUCUAGAUAUUUUAUCUUUCUAAAUUCAUUGAAGUAUCAAAAUUUUUAGAACAUUUACAUAUAUUUCUCAUGCUAUCAAUUUAGUCAUUAUAGUGAGAACCUUCACUCUUUCAAUUUUUCUCCCAAUAUUUUCUAAAAUUUAUGACAUAUAAAUUGAAUAGAGCUUAAGAUAUUCAUAAAUGUGGAACUUUAUAAAAUAUGCUGUUUUUUUUUUUACUUUUCCU